Molecule: messenger RNA, 1401 nt
Organism: [Torrubiella] hemipterigena
Lineage: Eukaryota; Fungi; Ascomycota; Sordariomycetes; Hypocreales; Clavicipitaceae
Source: the annotation of a GenBank genome assembly
AUGAGCCCCGUCGAGUCUGUCCAAGUAGCCAUCAUUGGCGCAGGACUAAGCGGCCUCCGUGCUGCAACAGAAAUACACAAUGCUGGACUUUCUUAUGUGGUCCUAGAAGGUAUGGACCGCGUGGGUGGCAAAACCCUUUCUGUCCCAACGUCCUCUACAGGCGAUGCUGUUAUCGAUCUUGGUGCAGCUUGGAUCAACGACACGACUCAGGCUCAAAUGUAUGCCCUGGCACAAGAAUUCGGAUUCAAUCUGAUACCACAACGUGCGGAAGGACUUUCCAUUCACCAAGAUGCACAGGGUGGCUUUAAGAUGCUACCGUUCGGUGUACCCACUGAUAUGACUGAAGAAGAGCAAGUCUUAUUCCAUGAAUUUAUAUCGAAACUCAUGGAAUACGUGGAACGCUCUGAUCUGAGAAACCCUCAUCUCGGUCCGGAUGCUGCCACCCUAGACAGUCUGACAGUCGCAGAGUUCAUCGAGAAGGAGUUCUCGUCGCCGAUAAUUUUGGGCCUAGCCACCACUCUUACUCGCGCCAUUCUCGGUGUUGACGCACAUGAAGUUAGUGCCUUGUAUCUUGUUGACUUCAUCAAGAGCGGCGAUGGCUUCGUGAAUAUCACGUCCGACGUCAAAGACGGCGCCCAGUACCUCCGUAACCAGCAAGGCAAUCAAACGUUUUCUGUUAAGCUCGCUGCCAAACUAAAUCCCGGCACCGUGAAGCUGUCAUCCGGUGUUGUCAGCAUUGAACAGUUCAACGACUACGCAGCCAUUUGCACCAACGAUGGCAAGGUGUAUCAUGCUAAGAAGAUUAUUUCGUCGGUGCCUACCUGCCUUUUACCUCUCAUCAAGUUCACACCAGCUCUUCCGUCAGCCAAGCAAACGUUGACCGAGUCCACGAAGCUGGGUUACUACUCCAAGACAGUCCUCGUCUUUUCAGAGCCCUGGUGGCGCGCAGCAAACUUGUCCGGUGCCUACUCUUCCAACUUUGGGGCCAUCGCCUUCACAAGAGAUACAUGCACUCCCGAAAACGGACAGUUUAGCAUAACCUGCUUCCAUGUGGGUGAGACUGGCCGGAAAUGGUCGGCACUUGAUGACGCCGAGAGACGUCGUGUGGUGUUGGAGGAGUUUAAGGCGGCUUUUGGCACAAUAGUCUCUGAGAUCCCCGAACCACUCAACAUUAUCGAAAAGGAAUGGACCAAGGAUCCUUGGGCAAGAGGAAAUCCCAACCCCGUGAUGAUGCCGGGUCUGAUGACUAGCGAUGCAGGACAGUCUAUUCGCGAACCAGUUCAGCAUGUACACUUUGUGGGAACAGAGACGUCGUAUGAAUGGAAGGGGUACAUGGAGGGCGCAGUGCUGUCGGGCAUCCGCGGUGCAAAGGAGGUUGUUGACUUACUAAAGAGCGAAUAA